UGGUAGUCUCAUUUUAAUAUUAUCACUGAUCAUCUCGGACUCCGGUUGUAUGCUGGUAGGAGUACACACAGCGGCGGAUGCUACCAUUGGAUGCGUGUAUUCACUCUCCACGGAAAAGCGCCUUUUCGCAGCCCACAUCUCAGUCUCCUUGCCAAAAGGGAGACAAAGGAAGAGUGUUUGAAUGGAACAGUCUAAACGAUAGUCUUUCUGCAUUGUUCUUGGAGGUUGCUUCAAAAACAGUGAUAGAAUUACUUUCUGACCAGUCCUCUAGUUAAUCCUCUAACCUGGGUCGGCAUGCAAAAUGUACUAAGCUAGCUGUACAUAUUGUGGCAUAUCAUUCUUAAAAAUAAGAUGUACUGCGUCAAAGCAAGAACAGCAGCCCUUCUCUUUGUGGCAGGUUUAAAGCGAAGGUUUCUGUCAAGUUCUUCAGCAUUGUCGCACGUUGACUUAGCCGGAAAAGUAGUUCAAGUUGAUGUUUCAACAAAAGCUAUUGCAGUUCGACGAGCUGAGGCGGCAUGCAGAGUUGACCUUCCUAGAGACGUAUUUGAUCUUCUUAAGAGAAAUAAACUUAAGAAGGGGGACGUCUUGAGUACGGCCCGUGUAGCGGGAAUUCAAGCAUCAAAACAGACUGCUUUACUGAUUCCACUGUGUCACGCUAUUAACCUAGAGCACUCACAGUUGUUUCAACAGGUGACGCUGAGUCUAGAUGACCAACUAUCUUGCGUUAACAUCACAUCCGCUGUUACUUGUACUGGAAAAACAGGUGUCGAAAUGGAAGCUUUGACAGCCUGUUCUGUUGCAGCUCUCUGUAUCUAUGACAUGUGUAAGGCCAUCUCCCAGGACAUUCGAGUACAAAAUCUUAGGCUUCUUGUUAAGACUGGUGGGCAAACAGAUUUCCGUCGCGUGGAAGCUGACGAAACUAUUACUCCCCAGGGCGAUUUAAUCUAAAUCUUGCAAUGUAGAAUGGUUUGAUAUAUAUUAAAGUAAGACGUCAGUGAAAAUACCCAUGUUACAGUCUGCUAGCAAAAAUACAACAUUCCAUAUAUUCUAGUAGUCAUUGGUAUUUUGGUUAGACCACUGACUAGCCAAAAAAAACAAAG
Varroa destructor (honeybee mite) is the source of this 1100-nucleotide messenger RNA. RefSeq lists its product as uncharacterized. The record is from RefSeq and is a predicted model, not a curated record. NCBI's taxonomy places the organism in Eukaryota, Metazoa, Arthropoda, Arachnida, Mesostigmata, Varroidae. Gene Ontology annotation, molecular function: cyclic pyranopterin monophosphate synthase activity; GTP 3',8'-cyclase activity. Gene Ontology annotation, biological process: Mo-molybdopterin cofactor biosynthetic process.